Pomacea canaliculata is the source of this 3567-nucleotide messenger RNA. Its product is annotated as tricalbin-3-like. Gene Ontology annotation, molecular function: lipid binding. The transcript is spliced from 23 exons. The record is from RefSeq and is a predicted model, not a curated record. The coding region runs from base 467 to 3043 and encodes 858 amino acids. NCBI's taxonomy places the organism in Eukaryota, Metazoa, Mollusca, Gastropoda, Architaenioglossa, Ampullariidae.
GCCACAGAGACGGCGAGGGUUGGGCCACGGCUCACCAGUGGAAGGUGUGACGCACAGUUUGUCAACAAAAGGUUACUGCCAACCGCGCACUUCACUACAAUAAGUGCUAAAAGACCUGAAUGCAUUACAUUUGGUGAUCUAGUGUCUGUUGUGUGUUCUGUUCGCAGAUGUGAACCGAAAACCCAUCGAAACAAAAAAGCCUAACGGAGAGUUUGCAGCUUAAUCACUGGUGCAUGACUUGAUCGACUUGGACUCGGUGUGUGUAUCUAUUCACAGGAAAAUGUCAAACUCCACUGUCGGCAGCGUAACUUGCGUGGGUUUUCUUAGGUCAAGGCUAGUAUUUUAAGCGAGUGCAGCUUGUGCUGCGGAUAGGGCCAGUGGUUAGGAAAAACCAUUUCAACUGGUUAUUAACUGACACUGUUUCUGAUCACUUCUCCCCUUUCACCCCCCUCUCCCAAAAAACAAAAUGAGUCAAAAGACUUCGAGUGCUGCAAAUGGGGACAUUGAUGUGCUUCACGAUCCAAAGAAAGCAGCUGUCGAGCAGGGUCGUCGGGUGGUGACAGGUUUAACGGGCAUGUACUUGUUGGUUGCCGGAGCGGUGUCGUUAUCAUGGCUAGUGGGCUACCUGGAUUUCUCUUACGUGUGGUCAUUUUUAUUGACGGCUGCACUUUUUGUCAUCUGGAAAGCCAAGAUCAAAAAAAUCAUCAAACAGUACCUCAAUAUAGAAGAAGCAGAUUUGUACCGACGCAGAGCAUUCCGGCAGAAUGAAACUGCUGAGUGGCUGAAUUUUCUUUUAAACCGAUGGUGGGUGUUCAGCUCUAGCACAAUUGAGCAGCUCAUCAAGAAACGUUUGGACGAGCGCCUGUGGGAUAUAAAGCCACGUUUCCUAGAUAACCUUGAAGUGACAAGCUUCACCACUGGUGAGCAGACACCGUCAGUGCGCAAUGUGCAGGUGUUUGAAUAUUGUGAAGGUGUGGUGGGUUCACGCAAACCUAUCAGCUGGUUCAAUGUCAACAAACCGCCUGCUGGUCUGGACAAAAUGACCUCCUAUCAGCUUGUAGUCCAGUUUGAUACUCACAUGAUCUGUGAUGAUUUUCGAAUGGUCUUCCGUGCCCGAGUGGGCUCCAAGAAGGUCAACAUGUCAUUUGACAUGGCACUUGAGGACUUGCAGCUAAGUGGCAUGGUGCAGGCAAUUCUUCAUCUCUCCAUGGAUGUUCCUUUCCCACAUAUUGCGAAAGCAACAAUUUCUUUUGUGGACAGGCCAGAAGUAACUUUCAAUUUACAUUUGAUGAAAACUCUUCAAAUGAUGGAGGUACCUCUCCUCAAGAGCUGGAUUUACACUAAUAUCAUGGAGACACUCAGUAAAGCAAUGGUAGAUCCAGCAUCUCUCGAUGUGACCUUAUCUAAGGCAGGCCCCAUUGAGAUCAGCCAUCAACAGAAAAAGAAAAAGAUGGCCCAGGGAGUCCUGACAUUACACCUAAAGGGCACUCCUCCAAAAGAUCCAGGAGCAGAAGAUGUACGGUACACUGUGCUUUUUUUGAGAAAUCGCAAGCGACAAACUCAUGAUGUGCCUGCUACAGAGGAGUGGACUGAUGUUUGCAGCUUCUUUAUGUAUGAUCUGGCCAAAGAGGAGAUACAGGUGAAGAGUAAAUGCCGACGAUUGCUCAUGAGUACAACUCUGGAGUACACAAAGGUCAACCUUGCUUCUUUUCCUUUACAAGUAAAAGGCUCAGCUGAAACAACCAUAACAAAUAAAGAUGGAUCCACUCUUCAGAUGAAGAUGCACUACACUGCACUUCCUGCAAUCGAUCUCAGUAAGGCUGAUGCAGAGGCACCCAGAAAGACGACAGAAGUUGCUGGUGUAAUGUAUCUCUGUAUCCAUGGAGCAUCCAACGUGAAGGCUGCAGACAAGACUGGAGCAUCUGAUCCAUACUGUGUUCUAUUUUGUGACAGGCGAAGGCUGCUGACAACCCCAUAUGUGAUGGACACGCGCAAUCCUCGGUGGGAAUCCUGGGUUGAGUUUUUUGUGGGAGACUUCACCAAGAGUACAUUGUCAUUUUUUGUCUUUGACUGGGAUGGGACAAAUACCAUAGACGAUGAUUUUCUGGGUGUGGCCCAUCUCUCCUUGAGCAAGGAAGAGAGUGUAGUUAUAAAGAAAACACUGGUUCUGGGCUACAACAAACCAAAUGAAGGUUUCACUCCAGACAAGUCCUGUGGUCAGAUCACUGUCUCCUUAGUGUUUCGGCCUGUGGCAUCUGUGGCAAAGUCAGAGCGCUUUCGUGAUUCAUUGAUUGGUUUCAAGGGUGAUGAGUAUCUGUACUGUGAAGAUCUCAUGUCUCCAGCAUCUGUGAUGAAGGCAACUACUCUUUAUCAUCCACGGCAGCUGUGGGACAUCAGUGAUCAUGAGAAAGACAAAGACUUGGGACCACCUCGACGCUCAACCUCAGCUGCUCUGUGUGUUGACAAAUAUCUGGAAGAUAAGUUAAUUGCCGAGCUGACCAUUCUACAGGGCAAAGACCUGAUGGCCAUGGACAGGAAUGGAUUUAGUGAUCCCUACUGUGUUGUGUCCCUUGCUGGCAAAAAGGUGUUCACCACAGCUGUCAAAAAGAAAACACUGUUCCCUAAGUGGAACGAGACAGUCACGCUGGACAUUAAGGACGAAGACACAGCUAUUACCAUUGAUGUGUUUGACAAAGAUGUGAUCUCGAAAGAUUUUCUAGGCAAAGUCACCUUAGAUACCAACAAAUUGAAAGAAUUGUCUGUUAAGGAUUCCACAGAGUGGUUCACGCUGGAAAGAACAAAGACUGGAAUGAUUCAGCUAAAAUGCCAUGUCAUCUCAAAAGACACUUUGAUAUCUCCAACAGACCUAGCAACAAAUGAAGUGUUUGAUAGUGCCAGCCACAGACAGGUAUGCACUGUUUGUCUUGUCAGAUUAUGUCCUCCUGUUCAACAGGCAGGCACUCCCUUUCUUGUCACACUAUGUCCUUCAUUUCAACAGGUAACAGGUAUGCACUCUCUGUAUGUUGUCUCUGUCUACUCUUAACUGUCAGGCAUUGAUUUUACCUGUUGUUUUGAGACCAGCAUCCAUGUCUCGGUUAGCUUAAUUUCUACUCUGUGGUGCAAUGUGCUUGCAUGUUUAUGUAUUCGUUAAGAUGACACCCUAAAACAGUGUACUCACGAGCCUCUAUCUAAAGCGCUUUGAAUCUGGCUGAUGCUAGAGAAAGACGCUUUAUAAAAUGUGCUGUAUUAUUGUUGUUCCCAUUGUUUAUUUCAACUAUGCUACCAGUCAUUUAUAAACCAGGUUAUUUAUUUUGUUGGGCAGCAAAAUGUAACUGCUGAAGUACAUCUUGUCAGCAAUAACAGCCAUCUUAAUACUCAUAGAUAGUCCACAGUUUAUGUACAUCUUGUCAGAAAUAACAGCCAGCUUCAUAUUCAAGAGAUAGCCCAUAGUUUGGCAGAAACAUGUUUGACCUUUGUUGAAUGAUUUACAUAUUGUUUACCUCCUUCUAUAUAUACUUCAGUUCAGAACAAAUGAUCUGUUGAUGUCAGUGAUGUUUGCAUUUUUUU